Saxophila tyrrhenica is the source of this 1491-nucleotide messenger RNA. RefSeq lists its product as uncharacterized. The record is from RefSeq and is a predicted model, not a curated record. The transcript has a single exon. The coding region runs from base 1 to 1491 and encodes 496 amino acids. Lineage: Eukaryota; Fungi; Ascomycota; Dothideomycetes; Mycosphaerellales; Extremaceae.
AUGGAUCGCCUUACCAAAAACAUCCGUUGGACCUUGCGGUCAAUGUACAAGGCACGACGCUCACCAGGACAUCCAAAGUUGAGGCCGCAUCCGAUAGCAAUUGCACACGCUUCCGUGGAGAAUGGAGAAAUACCAAAGAAGUCACUAGAGACCCAGAAGGUUUCUGUACCUACACUCGACUCAACGUCAACGAACGCCGCAUAUGCCACUUCGCAGAGCGAGGUCGACUCAGAGACGGCCCCAAGCUCCUUGUCACAGCUUGAAGCUGAGGACCAGAGAACACAUUCGCCUCCGGCAGACAACGUUCAAAGCAGCCCAUCUGAAGCUGACGACGUCGUUGCAAUGGACGGUGACGAGCCAAUGGGAAUAGAAGACGCCGAAGAGCUUCGACGGCAGGCUUACGUAACGUUCGAUGUCGAAGAGGAUAAGGACUACACUGCAGGACCGGCACGUAUGGUAGUCGCAACUGACGGCGUGUUCGAUUGCGUUGCGCUUUUGAUGACCAUGGCGCUCUCAGCUGCGGUGAAGAGCUCGGUGACUGCACAGCGAGCCUACACCAAGGUCGAGGCGGAGGUGGAGGCAGAAACAAAGACUCUCAAACAGUUGGAAAGGAAAAUUCGCCAUGAGCUAUGCAACCACAAUUUGCGGAUCGGUUUGCUGGUCGAGGACGAGGGUGCCGGGCAGAAAGAGGCUUUGAAGAAAGAAGUAGAGACUCUCAACUUGAUGAAGGAGGACACGGAGGCUAAGCGUCGAAUCCUCGCGUUCCAAGUGGAGGAAAAAGUGCGAUACCUGAGGGAGCGCCAGACUGCUUUGAACGCACUGUUGGAAGAAGCCUUCAUCGAGGCCAAUCUGAUGGAAACGCAAACCAAAGAGUUCUUCCAGUCACCGAAAGAGGUGAAUCCCCAAGCAGAGUAUCAGAAGUUCUGUGUCGAGCUUAGGCAGUUCCAAGGAUACGGCGAAUAUGAAGAGGCUGAGGUCGCUCCUUUGGACGACACUGAAUACAAGUACGAGGCGCCACCACUCAGCGCCGAACAACAAGCACAAAGAGAUCUACAGGAUAUGUACUGGGAAGCCCAGCAACGGUUUGCAACUGCUCAGUACAACUUCGACGACCGCGAGCAGCAGCGCUGGGACGAACUUCAGAUGAACUGCGAUGCUGCAGAUCGCGGCGAGGACACUAGAGACGAUUCACCGGAAGACUUCGAUCUUCGCUGGGUGCAAAAGACCCACGAUCUGACGCACGAGCUGGCCGAAGCCGAAGAAGCUUUCACAGCAGCAAAGCAAGCCUGCGUAGAUGCUGGCGUAGACAUCUGCGACGACGACCGCAUGUCUGGCUUUGUUGACGACACUGCAGACGGCUACCGACUGAGCUUCGAGCAGGAGCAGAUUGCUUCGGUGCCGUCGCCCAAGAUCAGGACGUGGCUUAGCAGCGUCGACGAGCUGGUCUCGCCGGGCUUUGAUGACCCUACUAAACAGCAGCCGGAUGACUAG